UAAGUACCACGCAUAGAAUCAAGCUUUUGCUCAUGAAUUCGUUAUCUUUAACUCAAACACCACGAUAACCUUGUAAUUUUCCUCACGUAAUUAUGAGUAUUUUCCAAGAUUUCCAAAUAAUACAUGAUGCCAGCCUCAAUUGUGGGACGUUUAGUGGGGCAAGACGCCACUGGAUUCGUGGCAGUUUCGAAUCACAGUUUGUUUUUGCCUGCUACAGAUUUUUCUCUCAAUCUUCUUUCCACUCCGCUUUCUCAAAUUUCAAAAUUUCAUACGAUGGUCUUUUUUGGAAAUUUUGAAUACAACAACGCAUACUUGUAACGUCCCUUUGGUAUCGUCUUGGUGGAGUUCUCUGUCAGUUUCUUCCAGACAAGUAACGGAGAUUUGGAAAAGUCCCAGUGUCACUUGGAUUAGACUCCACCAAACUGAUUAGUUUAAUUUUACCGUACUUAAAGUUGUCAAUCUGGAUUUCCACAAUUGAGUACGUUAGUCUUAUGUCAUUCCUCAAUCAAUCGAUUGCGUCGUGUCGUCUUUAUUUUACUUCCUAAUAAUUAUCCUUCCUAUUAAUUUUCAGUGAAUUCAUUUUUAAAGUUGCAAAAUAACCCUAUAUACUUUCUGUUGUACGUUAGUCAACCAUAUUAAUUAUUAAUAAAAAUCGUUCAACUAAUUUAUCAAAUCCUAAGAGGUGAUCGUGCGUUAACAUAAUUUGUUGCUAUCUAUGUUAUUGAAACCUUGGCUUGCGACCUUGCGACCUAGUAGCGUCACCAAUUCCAAUUUUGGUAAUCUGUUGAGAAAGUUGUCAUCUCAUAAAUUGAUGGAUGGAUGAUAAGCAAGAGUGACAACUUGGCUAAAUCACCUUCAGGAAGUAACCACUAGUAAUACAAACUUUCAUGUGAUAUUUAUUCUGAAUUCUGAAAAUUGUUGGUUUACUCAAGAUAUCAACGUCAAACAAGAUAAUAGGCAUCCACGAUAAAUCAAAUGUAUCGUCAUCUCGGUGGGCAUUUCUCUCCGCAUCAAGCCAUAGUAAUUGAAUGAAAUAGUGAACGAUCAAAAAUAACUUGAGUUAUUUGAGCUGAAUCAUGAGCAAAUCGUCGUAUGCCAACCAUGCGGAUUUUGUUACAUCAGAAGAUGGAACGACGGUAGAGGAAAUUCUCAAGAUUCUUCUCUCCAUUUCGUUGACACCACUUUUAGCUGCUCUAAUUCUUCCCUGGGCCGUUCCUCCAAAAUUUAUCUACCAUGCAACGAAAGAUUCAUGUUUCUACAAUUACAUUCGAGCUAUUAUGGAAUACCCCUUCAUCGUUGUUCUACCCUUGUGGCUGGUUACGAUUUUGGCUGGUCAGGAUGAAGAGCAAGUAUCCAUGUACAACAACUUCGUCUGGAUCUUCCUAAUCUGUACUUGUGCGGGAAUCAUGGUUGUCAAUUACGCUAUCACAGAACCGAAAUGGGAGGGUUUUUUAUGCUUCUGGGAUAAAAUCAAGAAUAAACCUCUGACUUCAUCAUCAGUGCCUUUCACUGGAUUGAAUCCGGCCAAUAAACUAUCAGAAUGCGAUGAAAAGGAGGAGAAAAGGAGCAGUAGCAGUGACGGUGGUGGCGAUGAUAAGAUCAAAUAUCCAUUUAUAACGAAUUAUAGGGCAAUUGUCAUAUACGUCACGGUGAUUGCAAUUCUCGCAGUCGAUUUCCCACUUUUCCCUCGGCGGUAUGCUAAAACUAAGAAGUAUGGAUAUAGCUUGAUGGACAUCGGAACAGGCUCUUUCAUUUUUGCAAAUGCUAUCAUUUCACCCGAGGCGAAAGGGAGGAAAUCUAAUUUGCUCAAGUCAUGGAUCUCUACCCUUCCUCUGCUCGCAAUUGGUCUAAUUCGCCUUAUUUCAGUGAAAGGGAUUGAAUAUCAUGAGGUAGUAGAAGAAUAUGGGGUACACUGGAAUUUUUUCUUCACAUUGGCGUCUGUCAAGCUCUUGAGUGCUCUUAUUUUCUCAUGUAUCAAUCCUGCCUUCUCCUUCAAACUUUCAUGUAUCGUCGGACUCGUGUAUGAAUACUUGUUGACCAAGGAUAAUCUUUUGGAAAGUUAUCUUCUCAACAUUCACACUUCAAGAAACAACAUUAUAGAUGCUAAUCGCGAAGGAUUGUUCUCAGUUUGUGGAUAUCUCACCAUUUACCUUGCAAGUGUAUACGUGGGCAAAGUUAUUUACUCGGUCCCUUCGCAAACUAUCAAACACUGGUCGUUACACUCCUUUCGAUCGCUGGUUCAUGUGUUAAUGCUUUGGAUAGGCUUAUACGUUUCCAAAUCGUACGGAACUCAAAGUUGUCGGAGGGCAGCAAAUUUGUCCUAUAGCCUUUGGAUUUUAGCAACAAACUACACGAUUUUAUGGGCUCUUACAACAAUAAGUUUACUUCAGUCAGUUGCCCAACAUGUUGGACUACUGCAUGGACCAUUGAUUUCAUACGAACUAAAGUCUGUGAUGGAUCGGGAGGAAGAGAAAAUUAAAAAGUUGAAUCAACAGUUCAAAGCUAAAGGACAUGGAGUACAUUGUGGGGAAACGGCUACAAAGGACGAAGAGUUGGAGGUAGCACUUGCACAGUUGGAACAAAAACUCGGAGAAUUUAAGAAAUCUGGGAAAUCAUCAAUCUGUGGCGAGGUUACAACGCUCAUAAAACACCUCGAAGAAGAAUUGAGCCACCUUGAGACACGACUGGAGGGUGAAACAGAGGAGGAGGAGGAGGAAAAGAAGAGGAACGAGAAUAAAAUAAAUCUAACCAACGAAAAGAAUUUAAUCUCAAUGCCAGAUUUAACUAAAUCGCCAGUCACAUUGGAAGCUAUUUGUUACAAUGGGCUUUUAGUUUUCCUCUUUGGAAAUCUCUUGACGGGAUUGGUGAACUGCAUGAUGCACACCAUGUAUGUCCCGAAUUACUUGGCAUUGUGUUAUUUAUGGGCUUAUGCCAGCAUCAUUUCCACUGUUAGCAUUGUCUUGUAUACCAAUAACAUACAAUUAAAAUUUUGGUAAUGUAUCUAUUACAAAUAUUUUAUAAUAAUCCUGGAGAAUAAUAAUGAUUAUUUUUAUAUUAAAAUCCGAAACAAUUGUUGCAAAUC
This is a messenger RNA of Folsomia candida, 3082 nucleotides long. RefSeq names its product prolyl endopeptidase. Gene Ontology annotation, cellular component: endoplasmic reticulum; membrane; cytosol. Bases 1077 to 2996 code for a protein of 639 amino acids. Gene Ontology annotation, molecular function: glucosaminyl-phosphatidylinositol O-acyltransferase activity; serine-type endopeptidase activity; oligopeptidase activity. The record is from RefSeq and is a predicted model, not a curated record. NCBI's taxonomy places the organism in Eukaryota, Metazoa, Arthropoda, Collembola, Entomobryomorpha, Isotomidae. Gene Ontology annotation, biological process: protein localization to plasma membrane; GPI anchor biosynthetic process; proteolysis. The transcript is spliced from 6 exons.